AUGGUUGUCAAACUCUGUUUCGUCACCGUUGGGGCUACCGCCUCAUUUCACGAGCUCGUCCAAGCCGUCCUUCAAGAUGCCUUUUUGGCGGAAUUAGAGAAGCACAAAUUCACACGGCUUCUGAUUCAAUAUGGGAAAGGCGGUCAGGAAGUAUUUGACGCUUAUCGUGCUGAGUAUGAGAGUGGUAAAGUGCUUCAUAGCAUUGAAAUUGGCGGCUUUGAGCUCUGCUCAGAUAUGACCCGAUAUCUGAGCAUGGUGCGCAAGGACGACAUACGCUUCCAAGAGCUUGGAAUGAUGAUCAGUCAUGCCGGGACUGGAUCGAUUCUCGAUGGUCUACGUGCCGGCCUUCCUCUGGUCGUUGUUCCGAACCCUUCUCUUGCGGACAAUCAUCAGCAAGAGCUAGCCGAGGCCUUAGCCAAACAAGGAUAUGUCAUAGUUGGUAAACUUGAUGAUCUUCCCAGUGUGGUUGGCCAAGCUGCAAAGUGUACUGGCCUUGCACCGUUUUUCCGACAACAGAAUAAUCAGCCACUUACGGCCAUGUCGGACGAACUCUCAUGGGUGGACUAG
Molecule: messenger RNA, 567 nt
Organism: Penicillium oxalicum
Lineage: Eukaryota; Fungi; Ascomycota; Eurotiomycetes; Eurotiales; Aspergillaceae
Gene: alg13
Product: N-acetylglucosaminyldiphosphodolichol N-acetylglucosaminyltransferase catalytic subunit ALG13
Exons: 3
Coding region: 1-567 (188 amino acids)
Biological process (GO): dolichol-linked oligosaccharide biosynthetic process
Cellular component (GO): UDP-N-acetylglucosamine transferase complex; extrinsic component of endoplasmic reticulum membrane
Molecular function (GO): hexosyltransferase activity
Source: RefSeq, a predicted model, not a curated record